Molecule: messenger RNA, 2757 nt
Organism: Daucus carota subsp. sativus
Lineage: Eukaryota; Viridiplantae; Streptophyta; Magnoliopsida; Apiales; Apiaceae
Exons: 14
Coding region: 239-2416 (725 amino acids)
Cellular component (GO): membrane
Source: RefSeq, a predicted model, not a curated record
AAACAGACACUAGACACCGACCGAGUAGUUGACGCGUCCGGGUCUUUGAACAAACUCAAAGCGGGGUUUCCUAACCUCUACGGGCAAGUCAUCGGAGGCAAUCAUCGUCACGCUAACCAGCUUUCGAUAAACACAACUUGCACGCCACCAUUUCACUUGUUCCGAUAUUUCUCGAUCUUCAACUUUAUCUUUCUGAUUCGAACAACUCAUCGUUGUAAAACAGAACCUAUAGUCAGAGAUGUGGGUGUUUUAUGUGAUGUCGCUACCUCUCACAUUAGGAAUGGUGGUAUUGACACUCAGAUACUUUGCAGGACCAGACGUGCCUCGCUAUGUUCUGUUUACUGUUGGUUACACCUGGUUCUGCUCUAUCUCUAUCAUCAUUCUCGUUCCUGCUGACAUUUGGACGACAAUUAUUGGGCAUGACAAUGGGGGCAUCUCUUUUUUUUGGAGCUGGUCUUAUUGGAGUACGUUCUUGCUUACAUGGCUUGUGGCUCCUCUUAUUCAGGGCUAUGAAGACGCCGGGGACUUCACUGUAAUGGAAAGGCUAAAGACCAGCAUUCAUGUAAAUUUAAUCUUCUACUUCAUUCUGGGAUCUGUUGGUCUUUUGGGGCUUGUCCUUCUCUUCACUAUGCGCGAAAAUAAGAAUGGGACUGUGUUAGGGCUUGCCAUGGCAUGCUCCAAUACUUUUGGACUUGUUACAGGUGCAUUUCUUCUUGGUUUUGGAUUGAGUGAAAUUCCAAAGAGCAGAUGGAGAAAUUCUGACUGGACUACUCGCCAGAAGUUCCUUUCUCAUAAAAUUGCUAAAAUGGCUGUAAAGCUUGACAAUGCACAUCAAGAAUUAUCAAAUGCGAUUGUUGUAGCUCAGGCAACAUCAAAGCAGAUCUCUAAGCGCGAUCCUUUAAGACGUUACAUGGAUAUCAUCGAUAAUAUGCUGGUUCAAAUGUUCAGGGAAGACCCAUCGUUUAAACCACAGGGUGGUCGUUUAGGGGACAAUGACAUGGACUAUGAUACAGAUGAGAAAUCUAUGGCAACACUUAGACGUCAUCUGAGGGGUGCUCGUGAAGAGUAUUAUCGUUACAAAAGUGAGUAUAUGACAUAUGUACUGGAGGCUCUUGAACUCGAAGACACAGUAAAAAAUUAUGAACGCCGAAAAUCAACUGGAUGGAAAUUUGUUUCAAGCCUUAGACCUGAUCGGACAGGCUCAUUGGGACCUUACCUCAGUACCAUAGAAUUUAUUUGGCGAUGUUUCAUAUGGAUGUACGUGGAGAAGUUCUUAGCCAUCAUUUUUGGUUGCAUGUCAGUGGCCAUUCUUUUAGCAGAGGCCACCCUCCUGCCCAGUGGUCUUGAUUUAUCUCUUUUCUCAAUUAUGAUAAAAUCAGUUGGAAAAGAGGAGGUGCUUGUGCAGGCCUUUGCUUUUGUUCCACUGGUGUAUAUGUGCGUCUGCACAUACUUUUCAUUAUUUAAAGUUGGAAUGUUGAUGUUUUAUUCAUUGACUCCAAGACAGACAAGUUCAGUCAACUUGCUUAUGAUCUGCGCAAUGGUUGCUCGGUAUGCUCCUCCAGUGUCUUAUAAUUUUUUGAACCUCAUUAGUCUUGGAAAAGAGAAGACAACAAUCUUCGAAAAGAGAAUGGGGAAUAUUGAUGAGGCUGUCCCUUUCUUUGGGGAAGGUUUCAACAAAAUUUAUCCACUUAUUAUGGUUAUUUAUACGCUUUUGGUUGCUGGCAAUUUCUUUGAUCGGAUGAUAAGUUUUUUUGGUAACUGGAAGAUGCUUAAUUUUCAAAGUGAAGCCAAUGACUUGGAUGGAUUCGAUUCGUCAGGGUUACUUUUACUGCAAAGAGAACGAACCUGGAUUGAACAAGGACGGAAAGUAGGCGAGCUUGUCAUUCCAUUGGCAAGAAAUUUUGGUGACUUGAGUAUGGAUGUGGAGGUUGGCAGCAACACAUCGGAUAAAAGCUCUUUUCCAAUGAAACCGUCAUCCAGUCUACUGGAGGAGGAUCAAAAGUGGAGUUUAUCACGGCCUAGUGAAACUCGCAGGUACAGUGGGCACAGAGAAGCCAUUAGCAGUAAGUAUGCUGCUAUACGGGAACAGAGCAGGAACCCGUCUAACGUGAAACCAGUGGAGGAUUUAUCUUCUGCUAAAGUUUCGUUGCUGGAUGCAGGCAACUCUACUAGUAAUACAGGAGUGACAUCCUCAGGUGUUGCUGCAAAAUGGGCAACUAUGAAAUCUGGUUUUUUAAGUUUUAAAACUAAAAUAGGAGCAAAAAAGUUCCUUCCUUUGGGCCAAGGUGAGGAUUCUAAAUUAAUUCACCGUGCUUCCUCAUCGGAGUCGCUUGAGGAUAUAUUUGAAAGAUUGAAACGGCCUGAAUUAGAGCGAGGUAAUCGCCCGGAAGAGGAUGAUAGAGAAAUGGAUAUCUGAGUUUUUUCAAAUGAUAUUAGUUUCACUCAAUAUGAUGAGAUACUACCGCUCACUGCUGUAAAGUUGGACAAGGUGAGAGCAAAUACAAAAGAUACAUACAGGCCCUACUAGAAAGAACACCAUGGUUAUUGAACACUAUAAUUUGCUUCUGAAAGAGAAGCCGGGGAAGGAGGCUUUAGUUAUAUGCUUUUGUCAGUCUGGGGCUUAUGGAGGACGGUACAGUAAAGUAACUGUGUAGAGUUCUGACUGUCUUAUAAACAUGUAGUUCAUUUUAUUUUUUUGAUAUAUUAAUAUACGAGUUUAUUCAUCAAGAUAUAUUCCCAUAUGCCAUUUCAUUACAA